AUGCAAGAUGGAGAGAUUGCGGCGGCGAACGACGAAUCGACCCGCGUGAUUCUGCAUUUAGAUUUGGAUUGCUUCUACGCCCAAGUGGAGCACGAGCGACUUGGUAUCCCACACUCGGAACCACUGGCUGUACAGCAAUGGGGCAGCUUACUCGCCGUCAACUACGCCGCGCGUCCGUUUGGCGUCGUGCGCAGCGAAAACAUCGGCGAUGCGCGCAAGAAGUGUCCUUCUAUCCACUUGCCACAUGUCGAAACCCUUGGAGACGGCUCAGACGUGGCGCCCAAUCGAUCCAAACAGAAGGCCAUUCUGAGGCGGUACCGCAUCGCCAGUCGCCAAGUGUUUGAGAUUGUUGCUCGUCAUGCCCCCAUUUACGAAAAGGCCAGCAUCGACGAAGUGUACAUGGACGUAUCCCAGCAAUGUCAAGAACGAUUCAAAUCGAACGUUUCAGACGGCUUGGGCUACGGGGCCACCCACGUGUUUGGCAUGGCGGACGCGCCGGGGGCCUUUCCCACAACCUACCAGGAGAAGUUGCUGUGUAUUGGAGCAGAAAUUGCUCAAGAAAUUCGAGACGAUAUCCGACGCACGUUGAACUUUACCACGUCCGUGGGCAUCGCCACCAACAAAUUGUUGUCCAAACUGGCAGCGCCACUGCACAAACCCGACGGCCAAACGAUGGUUCCACCACGCUCUGUCCAACGCUUCAUGCAAUCCUUCCCCGUGGAUAAGAUUCGAGGAUUGGGCGGCAAACUCGGCGUCCGCCUCGUCGGUCUAGCUAGUUCCCAGCACCACACCGAAGAAGGCAAAGCAACGCCACAGCAAGGCGCCACCAACGCCGAGACAGGUCCACCGGCUCGCGUGACGGCGGGAGCGAUCGUGGACGAGUUGGGUCUACAGGGGCUGCAAAAGCAUUUCGGCGACGACACUGGUCGGUACAUUUACACGCUGUGUAUGGGCGAGGACGGGCAGGACCCGGUGAACGUCAAGAAGGUGCUGCUGGCGCAAUUGAAUUCGGUCAAGAGCUUUGACCCAAACAAGGGGGGGCUUGUGACUACCGAGAGCCUGUUUCAGUACUGGUUGCGCAUCUUGUGCGACGAGAUGGCGUGGCGGUUUGAAGAAGAGCGCGACGAGAACCACCGCCUCCCGACGCAGUUCACGUUGACCUGCGAACGCUACGACUCUGGCCAGAAAAAGCUGGUACGGCACUUUGCAGUGCCCAACACUGUCGACGCCAGUGUGUUUUAUGCCGCCGCGAUCGGUCAGAUCCACGACAUCUCCGCCGCCGUCUUGCCGUGUUCCCACAUGGUGUUGUCAGCGAAAGAGUUUGUGUCGACAUUGCACAUGUCGGUCAAAAUCACCCACUUUUUCAAAGAAAGCACCGUUAAACAGCCAUCAAUUGACGAGAAUAAUAGUAUGGCUCCACAAGAUGAUGGAGUGACGACCACCACCGAUGGAAGAAUCGACAGAUCGAUGCCCACCAAGCCAUCGUUGUCGGCGGCAUGGAAACCUCCGCGUCCCAAGGCCGCCGCCGCUCCGUCGACGAUCGCGCACUUCUUUGUAAAAGGGCCCACAGCCGCGGGGGUGGAUAGACAGGGCGAUGAUGUCCGUGGAUAUUCCAAUGACAAGGAUGCUUCGGAGGAGAUGCAUUAUUGCCACAAGUGCCACAUGUACAUUGCCACGACCGCGGCAGAACACGCAGACCACCACGUCGCCCUCGCGCUAAGUUCAAAAUGGAACGACGACGACAACAAAGCGCGGCCAACGAAACAGCAAAAGAAAACCAAGACAGGGCCCAUGGAUUUCUUUUUCUCCAAAAGCCACGACCAACAACCCCAAGGCUAAGUAUGUGUAAACUAACUAGUAUUAAUAGUCCAC
Messenger RNA from Aphanomyces astaci, 1872 nucleotides. RefSeq lists its product as hypothetical. Gene Ontology annotation, cellular component: nucleus; replication fork; site of double-strand break. The record is from RefSeq and is a predicted model, not a curated record. Gene Ontology annotation, molecular function: DNA-directed DNA polymerase activity; damaged DNA binding. The coding region runs from base 1 to 1839 and encodes 612 amino acids. Gene Ontology annotation, biological process: error-prone translesion synthesis; response to radiation. Lineage: Eukaryota; Oomycota; Saprolegniomycetes; Saprolegniales; Verrucalvaceae. The transcript has 7 exons.